CCGGCCCUGCAGCUGAUCGUGUGCCUGCUGCUGCUCGAGAUCACGUGCUUCCUCCGGGAGUCCUUCCACUACCUGCCCCCGACCGGGGGGGUGGGGGCGAAGGGAGGGGGGCACGGGACGGGGGCGGCAGCGGCGCCCCACGGGACGCUGGCGCGGCCCACACCCGGCGACCGGCGGUGGAGCGCCGCCCUCACGCACUCCUCGGCGCAGAGCCUUCAGUCCAUCGGAGGGGAUUCACACGCCGGGGGAUCGGUAGACAGGAAGAUCAGCUUCGUUGUCCAGGAAGCGGAAGACGAGUCCCUCGGAAGCACGACCACCCUGGCCAACGAGGAAGGCGGGGAUGCGAGGAGGAGGAUCUCGGGGUCGAGGAUCUCGGUGCCGCGUCGGUCGGGGGGGCUCGGGGGUCUCCAGGCGUCUUUCAAGCGGAGGUCGUUCCGGUUGAGGAGGUCGAGGCACGAACGGAAGAAUUCGGAUUGCGAGGGGGGGGCGGGGGUGAAGAGGUCGGACUCGGUGAGGUUCCAGAGGAAGGUGUCGACGAUGUCGGAUCGGAGCGAUGUGUCCGAGGACCUCGACGGGGCCGGGAGCGGGGGAGAGGACAAGGAGUCCAUGGCCGGGGACUAUCUCUCGGGCCCCGGCCCCGGUCAGGGGUCGGGGGCGUCGCCGAGCGGGGAGAGUCCGUCGGACACGGAGCCGGAUGAUUCUUUUUAUUCGCGUCACUUCCCGUGGAUCAAGGUGUACGGGGAAGAGAUCGCGGAGGAGAGCCUCGGGUUCGCCGGGUCCAUCAGGGGAGACCGGCGGAAGGAGAAAGAGAAAGAGAAGGAGAAGGGGCAUCGGCCGGGGGCGAGGACGGAGUCGUCUUCGCUCUCCUCGCCGGUUCGGUCGCUUGCGAGCACGCUUUCGAGGAGGGAGAGCACGGGGCGCAGCGUCAAACUCAAGUGGGUCGAG
Molecule: messenger RNA, 945 nt
Organism: Darwinula stevensoni
Lineage: Eukaryota; Metazoa; Arthropoda; Ostracoda; Podocopida; Darwinulidae
Source: the annotation of a GenBank genome assembly